AUGAGGGCUAUUGUGGCCUUGUUGGUGGUUAGCUUGGCCUCGCCAUCCGUGUCCAUAUCGGACAGAUGGGCGUCACCGGUACUUCGAAGCGGCAUCCAGUGCACGCCUGCGAUGCAUCUCAAGGGAGGUUGCGGGUUCUUGGGGGUGUACGGUUCUACCUUGGAUCACAACACUUUGAGGAUGAAGAUUCUUCAGCUUUCCCGUACGAUCCGCCACAGAGGACCUGACGGCUCUGGAAUCCACAUGAUCCCUCUUGAGAAAGAUGUGCCGGGAUCAAGAAUAUCUGCUCUCGGCCAUGAGCGUCUGGCUAUUGUUGGAGCGAUGGACGAUCCACAGGAGAGGAAGGAGGCAAGGGUAGGUGACCACCAACGUCUGCACACGCUGUCAGGAAACCAGCCCCUGUUCUCCCACGAUAGGUCCGCGGCGCUGGCGAUCAACGGAGAAAUCUACAACCACGAGAAGCUGAAGCCCCUGUUGAAGGACAAGACUGACUUCAGAACGAAGUCUGACUGUGAGGUUGUCGUUCAUCUUUACAAGGAGAGAGGCGAUGAGGUUGCCUCCCUGUUGGAUGGAGACUUUGCCUUCGCCAUUGCCGGAGACAAGGGCGAGUUCUACGCUGCCAGGGACCCCAUGGGAGUUGACUCCAUGUACAUGGGCUGGGGAGCUGAUGGGUCCGUGUGGUUCGCCUCAGAGAUGAAGUGCCUUGUCACCGAGUGCAAGAAGAUUGAGCAGUUCCCCCCCGGACACUACUGGUCGCACAAGACGAAGCAGCUUGUCCGGUACUACAACCCCAAGUGGUUUGGAUUCGAGGCUGCCCAACAGAAGUUGAACUUGGACCUCAUCCGCACCACCUUCGUCGAAGCGAUCUCCAAGAGGCUCAUGACCGACGUUCCCUAUGGCGUUCUCCUCUCCGGCGGCCUCGACUCCUCGCUCGUUGCCUCUUGCGUUGUGAAGAUGUGCGACCUGGCAGGAAAGCCUCGGCCUGCCACCUUCUCGAUCGGGUUGAAGGGUUCCCCUGACCUCUUCAAUGCCCGCAAGGUGGCUGACAUGCUCGGCACCGAGCACCACGAGUUUCACUUCACCGUGCAAGAGGGUAUCGAUGCUGUGCAGGAUGUGAUCUACCAUCUCGAGACUUACGAUGUCACCACCAUCCGCGCUGGUACCCCCAUGUUCAUCCUUGCUCGCAAGAUCAAGGCCAUGGGUGUGAAGAUGGUCUUGUCAGGGGAGGGAGCAGACGAGGAGCUCGGAGGUUAUCUUUACUUCCACAAGGCUCCCAACGCACAGGAAUUCCAUGAGGAGUGUGUGCGCAAGCUCCAGGGUUUGUACCUGUACGACUGCUUGAGGGCGAACAAGGCGACCAUGGCGUGGGGGCUGGAGGCUCGAGUCCCGUUCUUGGACAAGGACUUUCUGGACGUGGUGAUGAACUUGGACGCGUCGUUCAAAAUGAUCAAGAAGGGAGAAAAGGAGCAGUUUAUCGAAAAGUGGGUGAUGAGGGAGGCGUUCAACAAGCCCGAUUCCAAGGGAGAGAUCUACCUCCCCAAGGAGGUCCUCUUCAGGCAGAAAGAGCAGUUCUCGGACGGGGUUGGUUACGACUGGAUCGACGGCCUCAAGGCGCAUGCCAAUCGAGUGGUGGAUGACACCAUGUUCGCGUUUAGAGAGCACAGGUUCCCCUACAACACCCCGGGAACGAAGGAGGCCUACUUCGCCAGGAGCAUCUUCGAGAGCUUCUAUCCUGACGAGACUUGCAUCAAGACUGUGCCAGGUGGACCCUCAGUCGCUUGCUCGACUGCCAAGGCCGUGGAGUGGGACGAGGCGUGGAAGCAGGCAGCAGCUGCAGGCUCCAUGUUGGAUCAGUCCGGAAGAGCUGUGGACGUGCACGACUCUGCCGCCAAGUGCUUCUAA
Guillardia theta CCMP2712 is the source of this 1902-nucleotide messenger RNA. RefSeq lists its product as hypothetical. The record is from RefSeq and is a predicted model, not a curated record. The transcript is spliced from 8 exons. Gene Ontology annotation, molecular function: asparagine synthase (glutamine-hydrolyzing) activity. The coding region runs from base 1 to 1902 and encodes 633 amino acids. NCBI's taxonomy places the organism in Eukaryota, Cryptophyceae, Pyrenomonadales, Geminigeraceae. Gene Ontology annotation, cellular component: cytosol.